Molecule: messenger RNA, 669 nt
Organism: Rotaria socialis
Lineage: Eukaryota; Metazoa; Rotifera; Eurotatoria; Philodinida; Philodinidae
Source: the annotation of a GenBank genome assembly
AUGGUGUUAUAUUUAAUAUUUAUAUAUUUAUUAUCAAGUUCAAUCUCGGUUUCUUAUUGUCAACAUCGGCGACGACAAAACUUUCAAGUUGAAUGGAAUUCUUUAAAUCCAUUUUUCUCUUCUAAUAAUUCAUUUAUUCUUAAUGCACGUCUUGGUGAUACAAUUGAUUUUCUUUGUCCGUAUUAUAAUGAAUCGACAUCUAUGGAAUAUAAUACAUUAUAUUUAGUAUCGAAAAUUGAUUAUCAUGCAUGUCUAACAGAAAAUUAUCAGCCACUUCUUGUAUGCGAUCAAUCGCAUAGCUUAAAACGUUUAAUGUAUACAUUAUCAAUAUCAAAAUAUUUACCAUAUCCAACCAUACCAGAAUUUCAGGAUGGUAAUUCUUAUUAUUUUAUUUCAACAUCAAAUGGAGACAAAAAUGGUAUUUAUCAAAAGUAUGAUGGUCUAUGUCGUACAAAAAAUUUACGAUUUAUUAUUGAUGUACAAAAGUAUUAUCGGCGUUAUUCGAUAAAUCAAAAUAAUCAAUAUCGUAUAAAAAUGCAAAAAGAAUUAUUGAAUGAAACCAAUGAACAAUAUCAACAAUUAACUUCUUCAAAUAGUAGAAGAAUAUCCGUUUCAUACAUUUUUCCAUUGUUGUACAGUAUAUUGUACUUGUAUUCGUUUUUGCUAUGA